Messenger RNA from Misgurnus anguillicaudatus (oriental weatherfish), 7939 nucleotides. The record is from RefSeq and is a predicted model, not a curated record. NCBI's taxonomy places the organism in Eukaryota, Metazoa, Chordata, Actinopteri, Cypriniformes, Cobitidae.
CUCAAGAGCGGCGUGCAGUUCACACACCGGCCGGUCUGAAGUAUACUUACUGCAGUGGUACCAUGCGGCAGGCAUAAACACAACUUUAAACUUCCCAAUCACAGUGAAAGGGUUACAAACGCGUUGGAAGUGAAUUUCAAAAGGAGGAUGCGCAGAUCAAGGAUUAGUAUUAAGCCCAAUGUCAGGCCAGGGGGUCGAGCUGUGGGCCCUACAGCAGAAAACAAGACUUCACAAGAGUCUGUUGACAACACCCAACAAACCAUUAAAGGGGAGCAAAUAGACAGACCACCACCCUCUACACAGUCACACCUGGAUGUGAUAGAGCCUGCUGUGUCUAAAGGAAAUGGAAAUGUUCCCAGCUGUCUCUCAGAGAAAACAUCUGUUAACACGGAUGAUAGAGUGCCCUCUAGUGCCAGCACACCUGCAGCUCCAGCACCUCAGAGGAGAAAUAGGAUUUCUGCCACACCAAACCUAACCAGACCCAAAAUCCAUUCUGUUCCCCGUUCAUCCACUGGCAAAGCUGCUGCUUCUCCAUCAGUGCCAUCCAAGUCUUCUCCUGAAACAUCUACCCCACCUGCUAUCACCAAAGAUGAUUCUCAAAACUCUACAUUCUCAGAUUCCACCAAUAAACAAACUACUUCAACAUCUUCCCCAUGUCUUCCAUCUGGUUGCCAUGAGCCUUAUGUCAAGAAAACAUCUGUACCAGAAUUUCCAUCUUCUAUAAAACCUCAACGAGAGGUUCAAACUCCCCAAAAAAACCCAAAUGAGGAUUCUGGGUCCAAGGAAAGUUGCUCUCCAUAUGUAAAGUUGUCACGUUGUGAUGGACCAGGUUCUCCCCUGAAGAACUCGGAUAUGUCAGACAAGCAGCGGGUCUUAAGAGCCCUCAAACUGAAGGAACUAAUGAAGCUGGAGACCAGGAAAGAAAGAACGAAGAGGAAAAGUGGACGGCAUUCAUCCGAGUAUAGCGAAGAAGUGGAUCGUAGCAAAAUGACCCUUGCUGAUUAUAUUUAUUAUCUACCAGAAACAAAUCCUAUGAAGUCCGCCCUUUCCGCGGACCAGACUCCAGCAGAGACCAUUGUACCGCCCUCACCCAAGUUGCCAACAAAGAUGGCAGUAGCAGAGGAAGAAGAUGAUGAUGAUUAUGACGAUGGUGAAGAUGAGUUGAUGGUUCCCAAAGUCAGGGUGGCAGAGGAUGGCUCACUGAUUUUAGAUGAAGAGAGUUUGACAGUGCGUGUCCAGAGGACAUCUGAUACAGUUGUAGAGAAUGCAAGUCCAAUGUUUGAGAGGGGCAAUACUACAACAUACAUGAGUUUCAGAAAGUAUAGCCAUGUGAAGUGCUGGUCUGUUCGAGAGACAGAUAUGUUCUAUCUGGCCAUCAGUAUGGUUGGAACAGACUUCUCCAUGAUGGCUCAGCUGUUAACUCACCGAACUAGAGCUGAAAUAAAGAGUAAGUUUAAGAAGGAGGAGAGAACAAAUGCAUGGCGAGUGGAUAAAGCAUUCAGAAACAAGCGGCCAUUUGACCAGGAGUUUUUCAGUUUCCUGCUGAAGAGGAUCUUGGAAAAAGACAAAGAUAAAGGCAAAUCGAUAAAGCUGGUUGUUAAAGCCAAUAAAGCAAAGAAAGGGAAAGGUGGUAAAAGAUCCAAAAAGCAUAAGAAUGCCAAUGAUGAAUUGGACACUGGAGAUUUAGAAAAGGAGAAUGAGGACAGUAGUAACGUGAAGGGGUCUGAUAUUACAUCAAGUACCAGCAAGAAGUGCAAGCGCAAAAGGAACACUGAGCCCAAACUGUCAUCAUGUGAGAAAACAUGCAAGCCAUCAAAGAAUCACAAGAAGAAAUCAAAACUAGAUGAAGGUAAAGAAAGUGAGAGUUUGCACGUAGAGGAUGAGUCUGUGAACGCUGAGAAUGAAGAUCCAUCAUUGAUGACAGUAUCGAAAAAGAAACGCAAACGUUUAGGAAAGAGUGAAGAGAAGAAGUGUGAAGAAGAGCCAGAAGAAAAACGCAAGACAAAAAGGAAAAAAGAAUCAGUUGAAGUACAGGAUGAAGACCCUGUUAAUAUUGAUGGAGAAAAUGAUCUGGCCAGUACGGAGCACAAAUCUGCUGAUCCAUCUGAGAUAUGCAAGCGCUCCAAAAAGUGUAAAGAGGAGCCUGCGAAAGGAAAACGGAAAACUAAAAAGAGCAAAAAGACUCCGGAAGAGUGUGCUGGAGAAAAUGAACUGGAUGCUGUGGCUGAAAUAUCAACAGCAGCCCCCGAUGCUGAAGAGGAUCAGGGGGAGGAGCUCACAUCACAAACAACCGCUCAGGAGGAGAUUCAACAAAACUCUUCAAAAAGGUCUAAGAGGCCUCUGCCAGAUUUGCCCAAAAGAAAAGGCAAAAAAUGCUCCGAGACAAAGGCACAAGUGGAGGAUGAGGCUCAGGAUGAGAACUGCGGAGAAACUGAGAAUGAGCUCAGAAUCAACAGUCUUGCUGAAAGUCAGCUUCAGAAACAGGCAAUUGUUGUUUUGGAGAGAACUCCUCCAAGGCUUAUAAAGACCCGUGAAUGGUCUGAAAGUCCAGACCAGCCACAGACCUCACAGAGCCUACAGGACUCUCCUGGUCGGCAGAUGAGAGCAGAAAAGGUCAAACGCAAUCUGACUGCUUUAGAAGGAGUGACGGAAGAGAUGGAGGACUAUCAGGCUGGUUUAGAGUCAGAUACAUCAGCAGAGGAUAUGACAAUGGAUGCCUUGUCCUGUAAGGAGGACAUCCAAGAAUCUCAAGCGGCAUAUCAGCACGAGGAGGAUUUGAAUGUGCAUCAUUUGAACAAAAUAAAUGAUCAGACGCUCUUGAAAAGCCCAGUUGAGUUGGUGUCUCAUGAAGAAGUAAACAGUUACCUCAUGGUGAACACAAAAACUACUGAAGAGAAUUCAACAACCUCUAAAAAUCAGCUAGAAGCAGUAUCCACCAAAGUCAACACUGUCAAUGUGGAAGAGCAUGUGGAUGGUCCUGAGGAGAAGAGCUCAUCUGGUGUUUCUCUAGAAGAGAGGGUCAUGCUACAUCCAGAGAUGAAGGAAUCUGGUUCCUGUUCCUCCCAAUCUAAUCUGAGCUGGUCACCACAGAUCUCAAAGACCCAAAGACCUCUUAACUUACAGACAACUGAAUCUAGUAAAGAAGAAACAACGAAUGCCUUGAAUAAAAGCCUGGACAUUCUGGAGGAACAACCCACAUCUAGUGAAACUCAGGAAAUUCUGGAUGAGAAGUCCCAGGAUGAUGCCCAAAUAACAGAUGACAAUCUUUCCUUCACAUCAGAUGAAGAAACUCCAACGGUGAAUAUCAAAGUUGUUCAGGAGAUUUUGUCCUUCCUUGAGAAACCAGAUCAUCUCCUCACCACACCAUCAGAUGAAGAUGUUCCGGAAAGUGAAGGGCAGCUUGAAAUUGAUCCAGCUCAGACCUGUAAGAAAACAGAACAAGUAACUGAUUUGGAGGACUGCGAUUCAGAUUCAGAAACAAUGACUGAAGAACCUCUUGAGUUGAAGGGGGCUACUCCAACCAGCUGUUUUAGACAAUCUGCUGAGGGUUCAGUAGUUUCUGCUCAACAAAGCAUUAUUCCCGAGUGGCAGAGUAAACCCAUACCAUACUUGAGACAGGCAUCCCAAAUCAUGGUCAACUCUCAACAGACCAGAGAACCUCAUGAAGAUUCUAUAAGUGAGAUUGCCGAUGAGUCAGGAUGUCAGAGCCCUGCUAAAGCGAUGCAUUGUGAACCGGAUUUAAGCAUGAAGGACAUCUCCACAGAGGAUAAGCUGGUGUCAUGUGAGGUUAAUUUGCAGAAGUGUGAAGAAGCUAAGGACCCGCUGACUCCUGUCCAUGUACUUGGCACAAAACCAACUUCAGGUCCAUCAGUUUCAUUGGAAAACACUGCCACAGGAAAGAUAGAAACAAACCCGGUUUUCACUGAUGCAAUAGUAGCAUCGACUGAAACAUGCAGUCAGAUUUCACCAGAAGUUCUUAGUGCAUCUUUUUCUGAUGACCCCACUGCAUAUUCAAGCAAUACAUGUGAUAUGAACACGAUGCUGUUUUCGGCUGAAGAUAGUAAGGAUGUGAACUAUGUGGGGGAGAUGCAACCUUUAAACACAGAUUCAGUACGGCAAGACCUGUCAAAAGCUUCUGAGGAUUUGAUUGCCCCUUUGAAAGGAGACGCAGAAUUGGAAAUAAAGGAUUCAGCUGGAAUGGAGUCAGAUAACCAGACAGAGGAGGAGCCCACUUUUAUUUUAACCCUGUAUGAGAUUCCCACCUCUCAGCUAUUUCAUGAAGCUUCCUUUGGGCCCCAGGACAUGUCCUCUUAUGACCUGCACCCAGCAGAAGUUUUUACACCUCAUCUGGCCUCAGACCAGUCACAGUCGAUUCCCUCCACAUUAAAUGAUUCCAGUUCACUUCUACACAUGAAAUCAGAAGAGAUUGAGAAGCAUGUUAGCAGUGUCUCUCAGAAGGUGGUGGAUCAUUCGUCUAUUCCUGAUUCAGGGCAUGAUGCCAGUUUACAAUUGAUAUCCUCGCAGAAAAGCAGCUUUGAUGUAGACGCCUCAUUGGAUCUACGAGGGAGCCAGGAAAUCCUCUCACGUAACGCUUCUGUGCCAACAGAUGUUACCGAAGUGCUGCAGUUAGAUAAGAAGCCGUCAGGAUCUACAGAAACAAAGGCUUCGUCUCAAAGGAGAAGCAGGAUAAAGGUGAAGCCAAACCUAAGGCCAUGUGUGAAGGCUGGGCCCUCAAAAGCUGGCCCAUCUAAAUGUGCUCUCAUGCAGAAAACAUCAGCCAGUGUUCAUUUACCAACAUCAAAUACUGCAGCAAAACAAGUCGAGAUAGAGUCCAAUCAGAAAACAUCUUCACAGGAAACUGUUGGCUUUCACUACAUUCACUCAGAUCUUGAAGAAAGUGAGAGAGAAACGCAUCCAGGGCAUGGCAGUGUGUUGUCGACUACCCCAGCUUCUGAAGACAUAAAAGAAGAUAUUCACAUAAAGUGGAAAAAUAUUUUCAAUACUGAUAUCCUAAUGGGCAAUGAUACUGCUCUUGAUCUUUCAGUGAAAAAUGUAUCAGAUGUACCUGAUUUACACAACACUGACAUUGAGGAGUCCAAGAAAGAAGUUGAAGACCCUUGUGGAGGUUCUUCACACUUGGUUUUGGUUGAUGCCUUUGCACUUGCCUCUGGAGACAUGGACGACACCAGACUUCUGAAGGCUUUUGAGAAUAGGAGACUUCUCUCUACAGUUAAUGAUCAAAAGGAAAAUUCGGCAGAUGUUUCUAAAGAGCCUGAAGCAUCAGAUGUGACAUCGGCAUCUCAAGAUGGGACAGAACCCUUUAUAAGCACAUGGACUAAAGAGGAAUCUUCAAGACAGAAGCAACCUGACAUCGAGUCUAAUCAGACCUUACAACCUCAGAUAAAAAAAGAGAUUGAUAAAGUGGAAGAGAGAACUGAACAGGAAGAUCUCUACGAUAAUUUAUCAGGAGAUUCAGGCGCAAUGCUGACCUUACCUGACGAAGUCAUAAAGACGAAGCAACAGCUUACAAGACUCACUGAUGCAAUGACAUCAACACGUGCUGAAACACAACCUGUGGAGGAGACGACUGGGAAGGUGUUGCCUAAUAUGGUUACUGAAGAAAAGAAAGAUGAGGUUUAUAUGAAGAGUGAAAGUCCAUCUGUCCAUCUGCAGUCAUGUGAAGACCCGUAUGUCUGCGCUAUAGAGAAACAACAGAGCCUCACAAAAGAGGAAGACCAGGAGGUAGAGGAGCAUGAGGCUGUUUCACACAUGAUGUUGGAUGAUAUAUUCGUCCCUGUCUCUGAGGGAGUGGAAGAUGAUUUGACCCAAGAAAUAAUGACUGUUAGAGAGGAAAGCUCUCAUGAAGCAAAAAGAUCCCAGGUCAAAGAGCAUCUGACUGUGUCAGAGUUAAAAAAUGCGACACCAUUUGUGUCACCUAAAAGGAGAAUGGCCACAAAAAAAGGCCUACUAAAGGUAAAGAUGAUUUUUCCCAAAAAGAGAAGUGGAGAGUCAACCUCACCAUCGAAACAACAUGAUGUUUAUAAUCUUCAGUCAAAUUCGGAAGAAAGUGAAAGCUCAACGAAAAUUUCAACUCCUUGUGGAAGUGAAAUCAAGGAGACUUUAUCCUGUGCUGAUCGGUCAUACACUAAAUCAUUGGAUACUGGGGAGGCGUGUGAAGGUGUUUCUCACACGGUGCUUUCGGAUAUAUUCGUUCCUGUACUUGACGAGAGUCACGAGACGGCAAGUAGCCAAUUUCACCAAGAGGCCUUGUUGGUUGUGAAGUCGGUUACUGAAAGACCAGAUACGAAAAGAAAAGUUGUAACGGCAAGUCGAUCUGCAGAGCAGAAUAUACCUUCCUGCAGGAGAGAUUGCACAAUUACACCAACAGCUCAUUCCCUGGACACUCAAGCUGAGGAUGAAUGGUCUCUCAAAAGUGAUAUGCUUCCAGUAGACUCGAAUGAAAUUGAGAACUGGUGUGAAGGAGUUUCCCACAUGUUGCUGUCAGAUGCGUUUGUGCCCGUCUCUGAGGAAGAACACAUCAUAGACCAGAAAGGAUUUGGUGCAAGUGGUGCUCACAAAGAUAGGGAAUAUGCUGUAAGUCUACCAGAAUUUAGGAGGACAUCUGACAAUGCCAAGAAAGAACAUCAAGUAGGAAGCAUCUCUGACAUACAAAAACCAGUUGAUAAACUUAAAGAAAAACCGCCAGCAUCACAAACAAAAAAAUCACCAGGAAGGCAAAGUACUUUCCAGAUGACGCUACGAUCACCCGAAAGAUCUCCAAAAAAUCAACUCGAUGUGCUCAAGUCAGCUCAUGCUGUCCCAAAAACACCUCAGCGAGCAAAAGAGAAUAAAGAGUCAAGAGUUCAAACUCCCACAAAAUCCCCGAAAAUCCCUCCGGAAUGCAGGAUCCAGCUUGAAAGGCUAUCUUUAGAGGAAAUCUGCAAACGUAACCUGCAACCAAAGCAUCACAGCACACCAGUCAACGUGAAAACGUCUAAAGCCAGAAUGACUGGCUUUGCGUCACAUGCUGCUCAGGAGCCAGCCAUGCCGGCAGGUGCCUGGCCAAAGGUUGUCCUUAAUCGCAUGAACAUAAAGGCUAUUGAUGCAGACAGCUCCACGCCUACCUCAUCCCCAGCCAGAGCAUCUACCUCAGCCUACCAACCACUGGAUGAUUACCAGUCACCUCACAGUAGCCCUCAUGAGUCUGAUCUGGAUGCUGAUGAGGAGCCUGCUUCAGUUUCCCAGUUCUUCCUCGAUGACAUCUUUACUGAAGUUGUGGAUGAAGAUUGAUUCCCAUUUCUGACCUGUGCGUUUAAAUCCAACUGCUGCUAUUCAAGUUUACUGCACUAAAGUCUUUCCAGUGUUUUGAAGAACUGUUAUUUUAAAUACUUUGUUUGUUUGUUCAAUUUUAUUCACAAAGGGAAAGACUAAUAACACAAACAUACAUUUCUGUUAUGGGGCCUUUGCCAUGCAUAAAUAUCACACAUAAAUGUGAUAAGACAAUGCAGAGCUCUUCUUGAGGUUUACCAAUGACUGCCUUAUUUAUUUCUAUUUAUUUUAUGAUAAACAUUGCUUAUUAAAACAGUCUUGUUUAUAUUUUUUUUUUUUUUUUGACAACAGUUUAUGUUACAAGUUCUUGUUUCAUUCAAAUACAAAUUUAUUUGUUUUUAAGGUUACUUUGCGUUUCAUUUAUGUUGUCCCAUAAGCCUGCAUUCUUUAGUGAAGUUUUAAAACACGUACAUCUAAAUGUGUUUUGAUUCAUGUGUUACAUUGCUAAUUAUUAUAUUAUCUAUUAUAUAACAGUCGCCUAUAUUCAUAGUGUUUUUGAAUGCCACUCGAAUUAUCUUGUGUAUCACUUCGACUACAUCACUUGUGGCAUUACCUCACAAAAGUAACAUUAACAUACAUAUUUUUAAUCAAUAAAAAAUUCUGUUAAGUA